This is a messenger RNA of Arthroderma uncinatum, 555 nucleotides long. RefSeq lists its product as uncharacterized. The record is from RefSeq and is a predicted model, not a curated record. Gene Ontology annotation, cellular component: mitochondrion. Gene Ontology annotation, molecular function: carbon-nitrogen ligase activity, with glutamine as amido-N-donor. The transcript has 2 exons. NCBI's taxonomy places the organism in Eukaryota, Fungi, Ascomycota, Eurotiomycetes, Onygenales, Arthrodermataceae. The coding region runs from base 1 to 555 and encodes 184 amino acids.
AUGAUCCGGUCACUUCGCUUCCAGUCGUCGAUCCUCCGCUCUGUCCGCUACUCGUCCACUGCUACACCCGGCUUCCCACCGCUGUUUACAACGAUAAAAGCAGACUUGAAGAAUGCCAUGAGGGCAAGAGACACAGUCAGACUUGACGUCCUACGCGGAAUCAUAGCAGAAGUGAACAACGCUGCCAAAACACCAAAACCCGUCGAGACCGACCUUCAGCUCCUCGAUAUCCUCCGCAAGCGUUCCUCCAAUCUAGAAGCUAGCAGCAAGGAGUUUUCAGCCGCCGGACGGCAAGACCUGACCAACAAGGCCGAAGGAGAACGUAAAGUCGUCGAGGAAUAUGCUGGACAGAUCGAGACCGUGAGCGACGAGGAGAUACGAGCUGCUAUCGAGGAGGCAAUUGCGGAGCUCAAGGCUAGCAGCGAGAAAAUCGUUAUCGGCACCAUCAUGAAGAAAGUGCUCACGGGUGGUGGACCUUUAGAUGGAAAGCCUGCUGGUAAAACUACCGUUGCUAAGAUUGCUGGAGACCUGAUCAAGGCAUUGGAGCAGAAGUGA